Molecule: messenger RNA, 1047 nt
Organism: Daphnia carinata
Lineage: Eukaryota; Metazoa; Arthropoda; Branchiopoda; Diplostraca; Daphniidae
Product: epimerase family protein SDR39U1-like
Exons: 4
Coding region: 34-972 (312 amino acids)
Source: RefSeq, a predicted model, not a curated record
GAAAAAUAAUCGAGCAGACUACAAGUACCAUAAAUGGCGGCCAAAACUGUUGUUAUCGGAGGUGGAAGCGGUUUUAUAGGCACAGCCCUAUCAAAUCUUUUAUGUAGCUGUGGAUACGAUGUUGUAAUUGUCUCUAGAAUUCCCGGAUCAUUUAGAAUGACAUGGAGUGAAUUGGAGCAAAAUGGUCUUCCGAAGAAUACAUUAGCAGUUGUGAGUCUUGCUGGUCAAAACAUCUUGGAUAUGAAGCGAAGGUGGAAUUCUGGAUUUGAACAAACUGUUCAUGCCAGCAGAAUAAACACAACUCUAUCACUUGCCAAGGCUAUAGAAAAAGCAGAUGUUAAGCCAAGUGUCUUCGUGUCAACUUCAGGAGUUGGCUAUUAUCCACCUCAUCCAAACAAACUAUAUACUGAACAUUCAGAAGGAGGCAAAGGUGACUACUUUGCUGAACUGUGUACAGACUGGGAAUUGGCUGCAAAAUUGCCCGCUGAUGUCGGUACCCGCCAAGUUAUUAUUCGUUCCGGUGUUGUUCUUGGAAGAAGAGGAGGAAUGAUUGCUCAACUUUACCUUCCAUUUUUCUUUGGUAUGGGAGGGCCUGUAGGAUCUGGUCAGCAGUAUUUACCUUGGAUUCACCUCCAUGAUAUCGCCAGACUCUUCCUUUACUCCAUAGAGAAGGAAAACGUUGAGGGCGUUUUGAACGGGGUUUCCCCCGAUCUUAUUACGUCAAAAGAGUUUGCCAGAGCCUUUGGAGGUAGCCUUUGGCGACCGGCACUUAUCCCUCUUCCCGAGUUUGUAUGCAACAUGCUUUUAGGUUCCGAAAGAGCCCGAAUGUUAACUGAAGGUCAAAAAGUUAUACCACAGAGAACCUUGGAAUUAGGUUUCGAAUAUAAUUACCCUGACAUUCGCUCAGCUUGUCAAGAAUUCAGCCCUUUGAUUUACACAGAUGAUUUGCGAGGCAAUAAUAUUGGACGCUAAGAUCUAUCAAAAUUUUGUUACAAGUUAGUCGUAAGGGUGAUUAAAGCGCAAAUUGUAUAAUGUAAUCUAAAAAUG